Hordeum vulgare subsp. vulgare (domesticated barley) is the source of this 1168-nucleotide messenger RNA. RefSeq lists its product as uncharacterized. The record is from RefSeq and is a predicted model, not a curated record. The transcript is spliced from 4 exons. NCBI's taxonomy places the organism in Eukaryota, Viridiplantae, Streptophyta, Magnoliopsida, Poales, Poaceae. The coding region runs from base 12 to 443 and encodes 143 amino acids.
AGACCGGGACGAUGGCAAGCAAGAACCGGCCCGUGUGCACGGGGAACGCGAGGACGCCAACGCCGCCUCCCUCACGGGGGCGCAGAGCUUUGGGGUUGGAGCAGCGCAGGCUGGCUCCGAUUCCUCGGCGCCAACACCUCACUCCGCUCCGCCCGUCGAUGGGCAGGCCGGGGGCGGAAGCCGCAAAGCCGGGGGAUCGAGCUCCGCGGCGAGGGAGGGCGUCUCCGGUGUCUCCCCGCCACCACCUCCAUCUGCUCCGCCCGUCGAUGGGCAGGCCGGGGGCCGAAUCUUCGAAGCCGGGAGAUCAAGCUCCGCUGCUGCGCACGCCCUGGAGCAGGUUAUAUGUGGAUCUUUACCCGUCUCUUGCGGAAAAGCUUUUUUGUAGAAAAGGCACCGGAAGCUCGGAGAGACCUCACGUGAAUCGACAGGCAAUUUCUUUCUAGGGCGCCCUUGAUUAUUAUGCUGAACAGAUUCGUGCAAUUCAUUUACAUGGAAGAGUAGAUCCUGUGAAUGUGUUGGACCUUCGUGGUCUUUACUCAGACUUUAGACCAGUGAAAGUUGACGGGGAAUGUUUCUACAGGAGCUUCAUAUUUUCCUACCUUGAGCAAAUUCUUGGUAGGCAAGACACAAAUGAGGAAGAACGCCUCCUUGCAGCUAUCGAAGAGGUGGCUGAGGAGGAACAUGCACGUCUUGGAUGGGCUUCUGAAUUUUCUAGUAGCCAUGAAGUAAGUUCCUGCCUUUUUCCACAUUUGUGUUUUUUCCUUGGAUAAACAUAUUCGUAAGGGACAAUUCUCUUUUAAGUUACUGUACAUGUCAAAAUGGAUUCAGUUGUCUAACCAUCAUUGUUGUAUCAUUUGAAGGAGAUGCACAAUUGCUUAGCAGUAGUGACAUGGCAUUGCAGUUUAUGCCCUGUUGACGCAAACUUAAGUCUGAAGCUUAUUAUGAUGUUACAACUUGAAACCCAACUUAGCAAAAAUGCACCUAAAGUUUAUUUGUAAGGGAUACUAGUAUUACAAUGUAAACCGCAAGAGUAUAAUUCUAUGCUUCAUUGAACACUGAAAUGCUUCAGACCUGCUGCUUCUUAUGAUGUAGCCAUGUUACCAUUCUGUUACUAAGUAUUUGUACUAUUUAACUAUUUUAUAGUAGUCCUAGACUGUUAAUAACUGAA